ACCAGUUAACAUGGUCGUCAAAAGCCAAGUUAACAAGAAAGCCAAACAGUUGGCUUCCUAAAAAGUUAGCAAAGAAUAUGCAAAUAUUACAGUAAACCAGCAAAAUGAGUACGUACGUUGGCUGACAUUAAUGGUAACGUUAAACGUAAAGGAGACCAUCUACAUUACGUUGGAGCGCUAACGUUAGUCUAGCUAGUUAGCUAGCUAAAGUAUUUUGAGAGAGGUUGUUAGCUUGCUGCUAGCCAGCAAGUCAUUUAUCUAGGAUAUGCGCAAAAUGCAGUGUUCAUGUUGAUGCUAACUUUAGUGUGUACCCGUAAACAAAUCGUGUAAUUGUCGCGGAUGUUAUUACUGUUUAGCUGGCUAACUGGGAUAACUGCAUUUCCACUGCACCCAAAAAAUAAUAGACCCAGCCAUGGCCCAGGUGGAGAAGAAGGCAGGUCUGCUGAGGAGGUCCUCUGCAUCCAAGAAGCCCCUGAAGGAGAAGGUGGUGCUGAUGUAUGACGAGAUCUUUGCGAAAGAAGACCCGGCCAAGAACAACCCCCGUUUCUGGGAAGAGCUGUUCCUCAUGAAGGUAAACCUGGAGUACCUGGAGGGGAAGCUGGAGUCUCUGGACGGAGACGAGGUGAUGAAGAUCAAGGACAACAUCAACAGCCUGUUCCAGCACUGCAUCCAGGCCCUGAGUGAGGAGCACCAGAUCAAAGUGGUGAAUGCCUUACAGACGCUCUGCGCGCUCUUCCGGGGCGUCCACCAGAAGAACAAGUCCACGUCGGGCUUCGACAUCAUCAACAUGCUGAUGGGAUUCGACAAGGCCGAGCUUCGCAUGAAGGACCUAAUGGAGAGUCUGGAUGGGCUGCUCUGUGGAGAGGGAUCAGAAAGUCUGAAGAUCCUCUGCCUGAAACUGCUGCUCUGCUUGGUUACAGUUACCGAUAACAUCAGCCAGAACACCAUCCUGGAGUACGUCAUGAUCAACAGCAUCUUCGAGGCUAUUUUACAGAUUCUGUCCCUGACCCCCAGCAGGGUGCAACAUGGGUACGACACCGUGGUCCUCCUGGCGCUCCUCGUCAACUACAGGAAGUACGAGUCUGUGAAUCCCUACAUCGUGAAGCUGUCCAUAGUGGAUGAUGAGACCACCCUGGAUGGAAUGGGGAUGGUGAUCUCCCAGGCCCUGACGGAGUAUAACAGGCAGUACAAAGACAAGGAAGAGGAGAACCAAGGAGGGUUUUUCUCUGCUUUCACCAACAUGGUGGGCAGUAUGUUCAUCGCUGAUGCAGAAGAGAAGCUAUCGGUACAGACCAACGAGGCCAUCCUCCUGGCCCUGUACGAAGCCGUGCACCUGAACCGGAACUUCAUCACCGUGCUCGCGCAGAGUCAUCCCGAGAUCAACAUUCCAUCCUCGCCCGUGACACCUGUCCCCACCACGCCCACAACACCUCUGGGCACGACCCCACCCUCCCUUGACAUGAUGAACUCUACCGAGCUUCCCCUGGACCCCAACCUCCAGACCAGCAACCUGCUCAUCACCUUCCUCAAGUACUCCUCCAUUGUCAUGCAGGACACCAAAGAUGAACACAGGCUCAACAGCGCCAGACUGUGCCUCAUCAUCCUCACCUGCAUCGCGGAGGAUCAGUACGCAAACGCCUUCCUCCAUGACGACAACAUGAAUUUCCGAGUGAACCUCCACAGAAUGCCCAUGAGGCACCGGAAAAAGGCUGCGGACAAGAACAUCCCCUCCAGGCCCCUGGUGUGCGCUGUUCUAGAUCUGAUGGUGGAGUUCAUCGUCACGCACAUGAUGAAGGAGUUCCCCAUGGACCUCUACUCGCGCUGUGUGCAGGUGAUCCACAAGCUCAUCUGCUACCAGAAGAAAUGCAGAAUCAGGCUGCAUUACACCUGGAGGGAGCUCUGGUCAGCGCUCAUUAACCUCCUGAAGUUCCUGCUAUCGAAUGAGACGACACUCCUGGCCAAACACAACAUAUUCCAUUUGGCUUUAAUGGUGGUCAACCUGUUUAACAUGUUCAUCACCUACGGGGACACCUUCCUGCCCACCCCCAGCAGCUACGACGAGUUGUACUACGAGAUCGUGAGGAUGCACCAGGUCUUCGACAAUCUCUACUGCAUGGUGCUCAGAGUUUCCACCAAUGCUGGACAGUGGAAGGAGCCCGCCAGCAAAGUCACUCACGCACUGGUCAAUGUCAGAGCCAUAGUCAAUCACUUCAACCCCAAGAUAGAGUCCUAUGCUGCCGUGAACCACAUCUCUCAGCUGUCAGAGGAUCAGGUUUUGGAAGUGGUACGCUCCAACUAUGACACUCUGACCCUGAAGCUUCAAGAUGGACUGGACCAGUAUGAGCGCUACUCGGAGCAGCCUAAGGAGGCUGCCUUCUUCAAAGAGCUGGUGCGCUCCAUCAGCGUGAAUGUGAGGAAGAACGUCUCCCUCAACACCCUGAGCCAGGACGUCCUGCUUAAGGAGUUCUCCUCCAUUUCGUGAGGGAGAGUUGGGGCGGAGAAGGGGCGUGUCCGGCUCGCCUCCCUCCUCCUCCUCAUAUCCCCCUCGCCCGACCCUGGACGAUGACAGACCCGCUCUCACCCGGCCUGCGCUCCGCACCAGUAGGGGGCGCCAGCGGGCUCGUACGCGCUAGGAGGGCGGCGUGCAAACGAACAAGAGCGGCUCGUCAUCCAGCGCUGUACAAUAAGUGUUGCUGUCUAACCGAUCCAUGCUAAUCAAGACUCGGCCCAAUGAAGACGCUUUAGUUUGAUUUAGCUUUUUCCUUUUCGUCUGGUGACCCUCUCAGUGCCCGCACAGUUAUAUGAAGAGGCAUCCAUAGACACUGACCAUGAAGGGCUUUUGAGUUUUUAUUUUGUUCUGUUUUUGUGCAUAUUUAACUAGAUUCUAAUUUCUUUUUGUGGUGACUGGAAAAAAAAAAAAAAAACUGAACUUACAGACCAGAGGGGAAGACGUGGGAAGGCGGUGGUGUAAACCUGUAUUCUGCCAGUAGCUCAGGCGUGGCUGGCUAAGACUUUUUCUGUUCUUUUUCGGUUAACGGGGAGAGGGGUUUGUAUUUACGGUGCUGGGGUAUUGGGUUGGAGGUUGGAAAUUGAGGUUGACCAGGGGGGGCGUGCUGACCGCGCCCCCGUCUCCCUCGGUGGUCCCUGAACUGAGGAACAGCUGCCGCAGACUGGAACAGCGCCCCCUUUCUCCACGGCUGUGUGAGAGCGGCGCAUCUGCUUUCCUUUCUUCCUGCUCCCGUAGCGGUUUUAUUUCUGUGUUUUAAAAGGAAAAUACGAGAGAGAAUAAAUGUCAUUUCUAACUCCCUA
Molecule: messenger RNA, 3309 nt
Organism: Anguilla rostrata (American eel)
Lineage: Eukaryota; Metazoa; Chordata; Actinopteri; Anguilliformes; Anguillidae
Gene: armh3
Product: armadillo like helical domain containing 3
Exons: 26
Coding region: 413-2482 (689 amino acids)
Cellular component (GO): cytosol
Source: RefSeq, a predicted model, not a curated record